AUGCCAGCUUUUGACAGGGAAGCCUCGCGCGACCGCGAGCUCAUGCAGAGACAUUCCACUUCUGAUAUUAGUCGAAGCGGGAUACCAAUGUGGGACAGUUCUGACCCGGAACGUGCUCCACCACCGUUGCCGCUUAAUCCCGGCUCUCCAGGAAUAACUACUCGCUCCAAUACUUCAUCCACCGUUGCUGCAGCGGCAGCAGCGUUGAGUGAAAAAGCUCGAGAGAGCGCUAGUCCUUACACAACUAACCCCAUGCCCAGCCAUUCUCCUGAGAGGUCAUUAAUCAAAGGACCGCAUCAUCGGCGGUUGCAGUCCAUACCGACAGGCAACGUCAGAGACAUAAGGAAUCAGCUUGAUGCUGGACUCUACUCGAGGGACCGGUCUCCCGAAAAGGGAGCUCCGCGUUCUAGAACUCCCACCUUCGAAAAGGAUUCUGAUAAAGGAUUUGGUCAUAAAUCUCCUGAGAAGAGCCCCCACCGACCGGAAACACCUACUUCUGGGUAUCAGGAUACUUCCACUCCACGGUCAUCUGCUAGACAAGCCCCAAAGGGUAUUUUCGGAGAGAACACACCUCCUUCAGCAACUAUGCUUGCCCUCCAAACAAUGGCCAGCGCUCCAGAUUUGGAUGCUCCGCUAUCCAGCUUGAGCAAUUUACCUUCGCCUACAAAAAUGCCACAAACGUUUGAUGCGCUUUCAAAUCAAAUUCUGAGCUUGACCACCAUUGCCACGAACCUCCAACGCGAAUUGAAUCAAUUGAGUCGCCGGAGCAAAGACAAUGCAACGGAUCUGAUCAGCCUCAAAGAAGCUACCAAUAUGCGAGAUGAAGAUAUACGUCGUUGUCUCCGAGACCUUGUUGCUGGUCUGGGACCGCAUAUGAUGCGGCGUCCGGAUGACGCAGCAGCUAGUGCAUCUCGAGAAAGCCGUGGCUCUUUUCUACUAGACAGCAAACCACAUACUUCCCCAUCUUCUACAAAAACCUCUUUCUCUUUACCACGGAUACCAAGCCCCAACAGCUUUACAGCGACAAUUGAGAGAGAAUUGGCAAACAGUCCAUCUCCUUACGCUAUGGAUGGAGCAGCGAACUUGGCUUUGUUAGAGAAGAUUUUGCGAGAAAUGGGAACGAAGGAGGGCCAAGAACAAUUGCUUUCUUUGCUCACUGAUACCCUUGGCAAGAUGAGUAACGACAGCUCCGAGGCUUCCAAAAAAAUUGAAGAGAUGGUUGACGCCGUUAGGUGUCAUCUGAGCAUCACUUCACAGACACCUGGAAUAGAAGAUGGCAAGGGUGGCCCAGGACAACCCGGCAAAAGCGUAAUGGGAAAUGGAGAUUCAGAGCCUGGGGCAUUGACUCGUUUUUCAAAGGAUCUAAUUGCAGGCCACUUCCCUAGUUCUGCAAGAACGGAAGAGAAUAGCAGAGCAGCGCAUUCGAACUCUGGCACACCGGAAUGGCUCGGUGACGAUGUCCUUCAACUUCUACGAAGGCUCAAAGAUAGUGUGACUGAGAAUGGGGGACUGACAGCCGAAGUCAAAGCACUCGUUCGGGAGCUUCGCGGAGAGGUCUUGGGCAUGGGCCGAGAGAUUGGACGUAAAUUGGAGGAAACACAGACUUCGCAAGCGUUACGCAUCUCAAGCGAUGAAGGUGUUAACGAGCAAAAUGAGCUGAGGGAAAUCGUGCAGGAUUCUUUGGAAGAGCUCAAGCAUCAAAUAAACCGCUCUCUCCAGGAACGGGCGUCAGCUUUGGAAACUGCACAGGGCAUUCCUGACGACGAGAGAAUCUACGACGUUGUGAAAAAUGCACUCAGCGAAUUUCCAUUGCUUCAACAAGGUCAGCUUCCUACUUCAGGAACCGCACUCGCUAAGGAAGAUGUUCUGGAUGCGGUUCGCGAUGUGUGGGAGAAUUAUAAACCAGAAAUCGAAUUGCAGAAUUUCGGACUUGAACGAGACGAAAUCCUACAGUGCUUGAAGGAAGGCUUGGACGAAUACAAACCAGCAACGGACGAAAAUGGGAUUACCAAGGAGGAGGUCUUGGAUGCUGUCAGAGAAGGUCUCAAAGAGUUCUCUCCCCCCCAAAUUCCAAAUACAUCCGUGACUAGGGACGAAAUUUUAGCCGCCGUCACCGAUUCACUUGAGCGGUUUGGGUUUCCGUCACAAUCUCCGCCUGAAAUUACGAGGAGCGAAAUAUUGGACUCUGUACGAGAAGGAAUGGCGAUGCAUGGUACAGGAGCCAUUAAAGAGCUUGAGAUCAAUCGGCAAGAUCUUAUGGAGGCCAUAAGGUCUGGACUCGAUAAUUCUUCAGUGCCUCUUGGGAAGAAUGGCGAGCAAAUUCUGGAAAAGCUUCACGAAGUCUUUGAAGGGAUGAAGGCCGAAUUCAAGCAAUAUUCCGCGGCCAAUGGCAGGGAUACCGAACAAGUCCUCGAUGCUGUUAAAGACGGACUCGAGAGCCUCCGCACGGAAAUUGAAUGCUAUGUGGAUAGGGCUUCUGACGUUACUGGUAAAGAUGAGAUUAUUGAGACCAUGAAGGACGGACUCGAGCUCCUAAGAGCGGACGUUGAAGGUUACGUUAGUAACGCAAUUCGUGAUGACUCCUCCACGAGCCCGGAGAUGGGCGAAUUGAUGAAGGAGGAGUUUGAACAACUUCGUCAGAGCAUUGCAGAAACCGCUCUUCGGGCAGGUCGUCCUAUGGAUAGAGAAGAAAUGCUGGAGACUGUAAAAGAAGGUCUUGAAGGGCUUCGCGAGGGGCUACCAAAAGCCGAGGGUCAGAGCAAUGAGGAGAUUUUGGAGGCGCUCAGGGGGGAAUUUGAAGCGUUGCGGGAUUCAUUUUCCACAGCCCUUACCCCCGGAGCGUCGGAUAGCGACAGUUCGGAAGUUCUGAGCACCUUGAAAACUGGUCUUGCUGAACUUCAUGCAAAGUUUGGGGAGCUAGUGGAGAGUACCCAAGAGAGAGAUGUCCUCGAUGCUGUGAAAGACGAAUUUGAACACAUCAGAGAAACUCUUGCGUCAACCCUUGUUCAUGGCAGCGGCGCUGCGGACAAGGAUGAAAUCAUCGAUACAGUCGCCGGGGCAAUCGAGAGCCUCCGCAAAGAUAUCACAGAGGCGGGGCAUACCAAGGCCGAAGACGGCAUCCUCAGCUCCAUAAAGGAAGAAUUCGAACACAUUAGAGCCACACUCUCUACAGCCAUCGUCCGAAGCGGCGGCAGUGACGACAAGGACGAGAUUAUCUCUGCUGUUACGGACGCCAUAAAUGGCUUGAGCAAAGAAGUGCCCGGCGAUCGCGAUGCCAGCCAUCAUGAACAACUUCUAGAGAACGUUCGAGAAGAGUUUGAACACCUAAGAGAGACCUUAUCAACGUCGAUGGUGCAUGGAAAUAGCGCCGCAGAUAAGAACGAAAUCAUUGAUGCCAUCACGGAAACAGUUGACGGUCUUCGCUCAGAGAUUACAAGAAACGAAAACGGGCAGCAGUUGGAUGUUUUUGUUAAUCUGGUCAAAGAUGAAUUUGAAUCUCUUCGAGAGGCGUUUGGAUCGAGCCUAGUUUCCACUGGAUCUUCUCCAGAUAGCGAGCGGGUAAUCAGCUCCUUCCGUGAAGGUCUCGAAAGCCUCCGUGGUGACAUCGAAAAGUUGAACGGCCCCGAAAUUUCUAACAACAACGAAGUUCUGGAAGCUGUGCAGAGCGAGCUUGGCAGUAUCCGCGAAGAAUUUGAAAGAGCGUCAAAUAAGCCGAUCGACAUGACUAUCUCCUACGAGAUACUUGAUACACUCAAGGAUGGCUUGGCAAACGUCAAAGCAGAAUUCGAAAGGCUCCAGUCGGAGAAGAACGAUGACAACGAUGAAGCGAGCGGACGUGAAGUGGUCGUAGCAGACAGCUUGAAGCGGAACGAUAUUGAGCACCUUGAGGUUCUGAUAACCCAGCUACGUAUAAAAGUGGAGGCGCUCGACGAGACGACUCAAGCAGCAGCUUCCACAGGUCCCACUCAGCCGGCUGAAGGAUCUUUAUUGAAAGAAGACAUAGCUGGGAUCGAAGAUAUCUUAAGGAACAUGCAGAAUGGUGUGCUGGCAAAGGCGGAUCUCAGCGAACUCGAGACUUUGCUCAAGAAUGUGCAGGACGAAGUUACCCUUUUAUCAGAGCGCGAGAAGACCGAAGCCAAAAAGGAAGACACAGAUGCUAUUGGCACUUUGCUCUCAGAAUUGAAGGGAAAAUUUGAUGGCAUGGCCCUGCCCGAUCCAGAUACGAGCGUUACGAAAGACCAAGUCGACGCCGUAGAGGCUCUUGUUCAGGAUACCAAGGACGCCAUUGAAAACUUUAGAAUGCACGUGGAUUCAAAUAUUGCCAAUAAGGAGGAAUUUUCCACCUUGGGCGCACUUGUCUCCGAGAUGAAAUCUGGCCUCGAUGAUAUCAAAGAAAAAGUGAACUCGGAAAACGAAGGCGAAAAUUUGACCAAGACUGAUCUCGACGCAGUGGGCGCCAUCUGCUUGGAAAUUAAGGAGAAAAUCGAGCAAACUCCGUCCCCAGACCCAGAAAGCCUUCCGACUAAAUCCGAGAUCGAAGAGCUUGGAGGAUUCAUCACUGAGCUCAAGGAAAAGCUUGAGGCAGAUUCUAAGCAAACUGCUCAAGCGCUUGAUGAGUCCAAGCUCGACAGUGAGACAUUACUGCAAAAUGUUGGUGAGGUCAAGGGUUUUCUCGAGGAAUGGAAGGAGGAUCUCAAGUCUAAGCUAGAGGACGGAAGCCAAAAUGUGGAGUCAAUUGGAAAAGUGAUCGAAGGCAUUGACGCAGCUAUUUCCAGCUCAAAUGUUACAGAUGAGAUCAAGGAGCUCAUGGAAACAGUCAAUCGAGAAUUCGAACGUGCGCAUGGCGGAAUUGAAUCUUUGAAGCUUGACGCUGAUGAGAGAGAUGCGACAUUCUUGGCUAAGCAUGACGAAAAGAGUGGACAGGUCAUCACAGAGCUUAGCCAGAAGUUGGACCAGAAAUUCGAAGAGCUGAUGGCACGGUAUGACGACUCUCAAGUGGGGGCGGAAGACAGGGCCAAAUCGGCAGAUGAAAGGGUCUUCAAACAGGAGCAACUCAUGACCGACAGCAAAAUCGCAACGGACGAGCUCAAAUCCGUGGUUGAAACUCUCGGAAGUACCAUCACCACUGCAGCCGAUCGAAUGGGUGAUGAUUCAAAGACUGUCUUCACUAGGGUGGACAACACAUUUGAGAAGCUGCAGGAAACUCACGCUGACUCCAAAAUGGAGCAUGAGCAGACUCGCGCGGAGGUGAUCAAAGUCAUGGAAGCUAUCAGCGGUGUAAGAGGAGAUAUCACUGACCAUAAUCCAAAAGUGCUUGACAGUAUCAAGGAAGUGCUAUCUCUUGUCGGUCAGCAUUAUGGUCACUCACAAAAAUUGGCCGAAGAGGAGCGAAACAAACCUCCCAUGAUACAGGAUGUCCCAGAAAAAUACGACGACAGUCAAGUUCAGGGUAAACUAGACAACCUGAUCGCUUAUGCAAGCGCUGCCAACAAGUCAAUCGCGCAGAUGGAAGUGCUUGGGCAAGUUCAUCAACAAGUCCUGGCCACCGCUGCUGAAGUCUCUGCUUUCAUCGCAUCACAAACGAGACUGAUUACAGAAGAUCAGGAGAACAAGGCGCAGGAAGCGAAGGAAGCUGCUAAGGCUCUUGAAAGGAGCCUUUCGGAAAAGCAGCAAGUCGAUGCUGAAAUAACUGGACUUGCUGGGGAGAAGGAACAGCUGCGUGCAGAGGUUAAUGAGCUUCGGGUUGAAAAAGACGGGCUUGGAGCACAAAAGCUUCGACUGCACGCUGAGGUGUCGUCGCUUGAAACUGCUCUCGCCAUACGGCGCGAGGAGCUUGCGGCAAUGGAGGUCCGGGCCGAGGUGCUUGAACGCCGCAUCCUUGAAGGGGUGAUUGACCAUUCACGAGCCUUGCUUGUUUCCAGACCUUCGAAAAACCCUGCCAAUAUGAACCUCAAGCGCGUUGCGAGCACCAAGUCUCAAGGCCCUAGGGAGAGUACAGGUCCUGCUUCAAGAAAGACGGCAAGUCAAGGUCUCGGAAUGGCUCUCAAAUCGCGUGCGCCUACGCAGCGAAAUGGAGGCGCACCGGAUCCCGCAGGGCGUCGGAUUCUUUCGCUGAAUCAAAUUACGAACAAUGUUCCAACGGGAAGAAAGGCACUUUCUGCCAUGCCGGGCCCGAUUGAAAAAGGCCUGAACAACCUCAAGCGCAGUCACAGUGUUAGAUCAACUUAUCUUCGUAAAGAAUCUUGGGGAAGUGGUCGCAAUCGCCUAGAGACCGCCAACAAAGAGAAUGAGAUUCUUCAUGAAGGUGAUGCGGAAGAUGAUGGGGAGCUCAGCGAUGCCGGGACAGAAUGUCGAAGAACGAGCUAUGGAGCGAGUUCAGUGGCAGACAGCAGCUUGGCAUAUGGUAGCGAGGCAACCCCUCGUCCAAUAUCGAACAGAAGCGUCAGCUAUGCCGCUACAGAAAGUAGCCUCGCGGAUCACUCUGACUUGACGUCGCGCGCUGGUGAGACUGAGCGAUCAAUGAGCUUUGUUUCGGAUUCUGCAAGCCAUGUUACAUAUGAUUCUGAGGUUGCAUCUCGCGCUGGCACAGAGAGCGUUCUGGAUCAUGAAAACCUAUCGACAGCCGAUCGCAGAUCUAGCAGUGGAAGCACCCUGGGCGCUGGCGCUGUACUGGAUGAGGAGCCUGCGAACAAUGAAGUAUCCCAUGAAGAAGGAGGAAAAAUGGUUCUUUUUGGGGCUCCGAGCGAUAGUGGUAUCGGUUCAGAGCUCCCCACGGCUGCAUUGAGUGCAAGUGGUACAGAUGGUGACUACUUUGGAUGA
Xylona heveae TC161 is the source of this 6819-nucleotide messenger RNA. RefSeq lists its product as hypothetical. The record is from RefSeq and is a predicted model, not a curated record. The transcript has 2 exons. The coding region runs from base 1 to 6819 and encodes 2272 amino acids. NCBI's taxonomy places the organism in Eukaryota, Fungi, Ascomycota, Xylonomycetes, Xylonales, Xylonaceae.